Molecule: messenger RNA, 258 nt
Organism: Monoraphidium neglectum
Lineage: Eukaryota; Viridiplantae; Chlorophyta; Chlorophyceae; Sphaeropleales; Selenastraceae
Product: Acyl-coenzyme A oxidase, peroxisomal
Exons: 4
Coding region: 1-258 (85 amino acids)
Biological process (GO): lipid homeostasis; fatty acid beta-oxidation using acyl-CoA oxidase
Cellular component (GO): peroxisome
Molecular function (GO): fatty acid binding; FAD binding; acyl-CoA oxidase activity
Source: RefSeq, a predicted model, not a curated record
AUGGCGGACCUCUUUGCCCUGCGCUGCAUCGAGACAGACAGCAUGUUCAGGAACGACGAGUACGUGGCGCCCUCCAAGGCCAAGGCCAUCCAGAAGCUGGUGCGGGAGCUCUGCAGCGAGCUGCGCAGCGUGGCGCUGCCGCUGGUCAGCGCGUGGGGCGUGCCGGACCACAUACUGCGCGCGCCCAUCGGGCUGGGGGCGCACAGCGGCGUCGACAUCUACAAGGAGUACGUGACCGCCGUGGGCUUCGACAUCUGA